AUUGAAAAUCUUAUCCAUGUCAGCGCUCACGGGUCCUACAGAGAAAGCUACAAGAGGAAGAGAUGUUUACACUUACUUGGCGUAGAUUUGUUCUCCUUUGUGAAAGAUGUAAGAAAAGACUUUUCGAUGAUUAAUGAAUCCUUUGUUCAAAACUCAGGCAGCCACAAGAUGUUCCAACCACUUUUUACAACCGCUAACUCUGCGCCACGUGUCCAUCUCCAAAGAUGCUAUCUUUACCCUCUCAUCAGUCUCACCCUCCACCCCAAGAUGAUUGAUAUAGUAGUCUCAUUAGCCUUCCCUCCUUUCUAAAAUUACAAUCACAAUCUCUCUCUCCUUUUUGCCACUUACCAAAAACUUACUAUAAUGUUGAAAGAAGAGAGCAACGAGAGUGGCACUUGGGCACGAGCAUGUGACACUUGUCGUUCAGCCGCCUGCACUGUCUACUGUGAAGCUGACUCUGCCUACUUGUGCAACACCUGUGAUGCUCGUGUUCACGUUGCCAAUCGUCUUGCUUCCCGCCAUGAACGUGUUCGUGUCUGCCAGUCAUGCGAGUCUGCCCCUGCUGCCUUUUUCUGCAAAGCCGACGCUGCCUCUCUCUGCACAGCCUGUGAUGCUGAGAUCCAUUCCGCUAACCCUUUAGCUAGACGCCAUCAACGAGUUCCCAUCCUUCCCUUAUCUGCAAACUCUUGCGAUUCCAUGGCCCCAAGCGAGGCUGAUGAUGCAGAUAACGAUGAGGAUGAUCGAGAGGUGGCUUCCUGGUUACUGCCUAAUCCAGGGAAAACCAGCGGUAACCAGAACAAUGGCUUCUUGUUUGGUGUUGAGUACCUUGACCUUGUGGAUUACAGCUCCAGCUUGGACAACCAAUUCGAUGAUCAUCAGUACAGCCAAUACCAGCAGAGCUUUGGAGGAGAUGGAGUUGUGCCACUUCAAGUUGAAGAAUCUACAAAUCACCUGAAACAAAGCCAACACAACUUUCAGUUGGGCAUCAACUAUUCAGGAGCUCACUACAACUCCUCCAUAAAGGACCUAAACUAUAGCGCAUCCGUUUCAUCAAUGGACAUCAGUGUUGUGCCAGAGUCAACAGCAAGUGACAUAACAGUCCACCACCCAAGAACAACUAGAGAGACUAUAGACCAACUAUCUGGUCCUCCUACUCCGAUGGUGCAACAGCUUACUCCAAUGGAAAGGGAGGCUAGGGUCCUGAGAUACAGAGAGAAGAAGAAGACAAGGAAAUUUGACAAGACAAUAAGGUAUGCUUCAAGAAAGGCAUAUGCAGAGAUACGACCAAGAAUCAAGGGCAGAUUCGCAAAAAGGAUAGAAAUUGAAGCUGAGGCUGAAGAAAUCUUCUCAGCAUCGCUAAUGUCUGAGACUGGAUAUGGAAUUGUUCCUUCCUUCUGAACUACUAUGGUGAAGAUGGACUAGACUGCAUGCUGUAAAUUACUUCUAUUUUGGAUGCCUACAAGUUAUUACCACAGUUACGCAUAUGAAUCCUAGUUUUGUUAAUUUUGUCUAAACUAUUAUGAGUUAAUUAGAUAUGUUCCUAUUAGCUGCACUAGUUUAAGGAAAGCAACAUUUCUCUACAUAGUUUAAAAAUGAAACUGGUGAAAUCUUAUUAUC
This is a messenger RNA of Capsella rubella, 1617 nucleotides long. RefSeq names its product zinc finger protein CONSTANS-LIKE 2. Bases 364 to 1398 code for a protein of 344 amino acids. Gene Ontology annotation, cellular component: nucleus. Gene Ontology annotation, biological process: regulation of flower development. NCBI's taxonomy places the organism in Eukaryota, Viridiplantae, Streptophyta, Magnoliopsida, Brassicales, Brassicaceae. The transcript has 2 exons. The record is from RefSeq and is a predicted model, not a curated record. Gene Ontology annotation, molecular function: zinc ion binding; protein binding.